GUCGGGGAAGAAGACAAAGACAUGUGGCGUUGCCGCGUUGGCUUGGGAUUCGGUAAAUUACUAAAUUCAUCCGUUCGCCAUUUGCUCACCAGCACUCCACAGCAAUGAGUCUUCUUCUCGCCGCCGGUCAGCCCUUCUCUUUGUGCCCGUGCGGUUCGGUUCGGAAGGAAAUCUACAGUAGAGGCGGAGUAAGAAGAUUGGUUCGAACCCGAGCAGCUUUGGUGGAGGCGACGCCAAGAACAGUGCCUGCGCUGAGAGAUGGGGCUGGGAAUGGGGCCGCCUCCGGGCUGGUCUUUCGAGGGAACCGAGCGGAGGAUCUGCAGGCCGAGGCAAAGGCCAUGGCUCGUGCCGUCAAUGCCUCCGUCUAUAGUCCCGAGCUUCUUGCCCUCAAAUACGGCUCUCGCCCUUUCAAGGUACUGCGGAGGACUCUGCAAAUUUUCAUUGCGCUUGGUUCGUUCGGCUUAAAACUGUUGGUCGACGAAAGGAAUGGCCAGCUCGAUCUGAAUAAGAGAAUUAGGGCCGUGGAGCUGAGAAGAAUCUUCACCCGACUGGGCCCUACUUUUGUCAAACUCGGUCAGGGUUUGUCGACCAGGCCCGACCUCUGCCCGCCCGAGUAUCUUGAGGAGCUCUCUGAACUUCAGGAUGCUUUACCAACAUUCCCAGAUGAUGAGGCAUUUUCGUGCAUCGAGAGGGAGCUGGGAUUACCACUUGAAUCCAUAUUCUCAUCCAUAUCUCCAUCUCCAAUUGCGGCUGCAAGUUUAGGUCAAGUUUAUAAAGCCCAACUGAAGUAUUCUGGGCAUGUUGUUGCGGUAAAGGUGCAACGCCCUGGUAUUGAAGAAGCUAUCGGACUUGAUUUCUACCUGAUAAGAGCUCUAGGAUUUCUAAUCAAUAAAUAUGUUGACAUAAUCUCCAGUGAUGUUGUUGCGCUUAUUGAUGAAUUUGCACGCAGAGUUUAUCAAGAGCUCAACUAUGUACAGGAGGGGCAGAAUGCAAGGAGGUUUAAGAAAUUGUAUGCAGACAAGGAAGAUGUCCUUGUCCCAGAUAUUUUCUGGAAUUACACCAGUGGCAAAGUAUUGACAAUGGAGUGGGUUGAUGGAGUCAAAUUAAAUGAGCAAGAGGCCAUUGAGAGACAAGGGUUGAGGGUUUUGGAUGUGGUGAACACCGGUAUACAAUGCAGCCUCAGACAGCUGCUUGAAUAUGGUUAUUUUCAUGCAGAUCCUCAUCCUGGUAAUCUCUUAGCAACACCUGAUGGAAAGCUUGCUUUUCUUGACUUUGGAAUGAUGAGUGAGACUCCAGAAGCAGCAAGAUCUGCUAUCAUCGGUCAUGUUGUUCACAUGGUCAAUCGAGAUUAUGAAGCUAUGGCUCGUGAUUACUAUGCUCUUGAUUUCUUGUCACCUGAUGUAGACGUUUCUCCAAUUGUGCCGGCACUUCGAGACUUCUUUGACGGUGCACUUAAUUCAACUGUGAGUGAACUAAACUUCAAAACAAUAGUGGAUGGUCUGGGUGCUGUUCUAUAUCAAUAUCCAUUUAAUGUUCCAGCAUAUUAUGCAUUGAUAUUGAGGUCACUUACUGUACUGGAAGGUUUAGCACUUUACGCUGAUCCCAAUUUCAAGGUGCUGGCAGCAUCAUAUCCGUACUUUGCUAAAAGGCUUCUAACAGAUCCUAACCCAUAUCUCAGAGAUGCUCUUGUUGAGCUGCUUUUCAAGGAUGGGAAAUUUAGGUGGAACAGACUUGAAAAUCUACUGGAACAGGGAAGAAAAGAUAGAGACUUUACUGCAAAAGAGGCUUUGCAACCAGUGUUGAAGCUAUUGUUGGGUCCUGAUGGUGAAGAGCUACGGGGUUUAGUUACUAAAGAGGCUAUCCGUGUUACUGAAGCUUUUGCUUUAGGCACAGUAAUUGAUACAUACAAUUCUAUCCCUGAUCUUCCGAGGAGUCUAAUAUUUAAUGGCAAUGCAACUGGACCUCUAAUGAUGAGUAACGUCGAAAAGGAAAGCAUGAUAGGACUUCGAGAUCAAGUUUCAAGGAUCUGGGGACUUCUGCAAUCCUCGGAACAGUUUGAUCCAGCUGUUUUGCAGCCUAUUUUACUGGUCCUUCAACAACCCGAAGCACGCAGUCUAGGUGGGCGUAUUAUUGGUGGGAUCACUCAACGUCUUGCCGCUCGCUUACUGCAACAAGUACUCCGAGUUCCAGCAGCUGGUUCUGCUCCAACCUUGUGAUAAUGGCAACUGUUUUUGGGUAAGCUAGAAGAUGUGCCUUGUAAAUUUCUUGUCAACAGUGAUUUGAAAAAAAAAAUGCUUACUGUAAUCUUCUUCCCCUACAUUUUCAUCGAUUGUUAAAAUGAAAAAGGCAGAACUAAAUCACUUUUGGAAUAUAUACAUGUAUAUUGGAUUUAACAGAGAAGUCGUCCAGAUUUCUUUUAAA
This is a messenger RNA of Juglans regia (Persian walnut), 2421 nucleotides long. Its product is annotated as protein ACTIVITY OF BC1 COMPLEX KINASE 3, chloroplastic. Gene Ontology annotation, molecular function: ATP binding; protein kinase activity. Bases 105 to 2216 code for a protein of 703 amino acids. The transcript is spliced from 7 exons. NCBI's taxonomy places the organism in Eukaryota, Viridiplantae, Streptophyta, Magnoliopsida, Fagales, Juglandaceae. The record is from RefSeq and is a predicted model, not a curated record. Gene Ontology annotation, biological process: protein phosphorylation.